CACAUGACUUCAGAUGAAGAUCCCUGGAAAGCAAAGUCUAAAGAAGUGAGGGGGCACCAGUGGGCGAGGAUUUAGAGUGACACGUCAAGAAUGUGUUAAGAAAAAUAAUUCACCUUGGCCAGCAUCUGCUCUACUUCCCUAUCACAGCAGGGCUGUGUCAGCAACUACCAGUGGGGACACUUCCUGAUUGGUUUGCGACACUGCUGGCUCCAGGGCCAGAGGAAACACAGAAGUAUAAGCAGGAGAAGUGCAGAGUGGCCGCGUGACUGUAAAGAGCAAAGAAGGGCUGAAGCAAGGGGAGGCCGUGUUUACUCCACUGCAGGCCGCUGCUACACCAUGUCUCUGGCUGAGACCAUCCGACUGUGGAACGAAGGAGUGUGUGCUACAGACCGCAAGGACUGGACAGCUGCGCUGGAUGCUUUCACUUCAGUGCAGAACCCCCCUUCCAAACUCUGCUUUAACAUCGGCUGCAUCCACCUGAUCCUGGGGAAUCUGGCUGAGGCAGAGCAGGCGUUUGCCAGGAGCAUUGACCGUGACAAGCACUUAGCCGUGGCCUAUUUCCAGCGUGGGACAGUGUUUUACAGGAGAGAGAACUACAAAUUGGCCAUUGAGGAUUUUAAAGAGGUGUUGGCCCUGCUACGAGGGAACCUGCUGAUAGACUACAAGAUCCUGGGGCUGCCAUUCAGGCUGUUUGCUUGUGAGGUGUUGUAUAACAUAGCCCUGCUGUAUGCCAAGCUGGAGGACUGGAGAAAAGCUGAAGAGCAUCUGACGCUGGCGAUAAGCAUGAAGACUGAGCCCCGGCACAACAAGAUUGACAGGGCGAUGGAAGCCAUCUUGAAGCAUAGACUCUUUGAGCCGGUGGUGAUUCCUCUGGGGAAGCUGUUUAGGCCAAAUGAAAAGCAAGUGGCUCAGCUGGAGAAGAAGGAUUACCUGGGAAAAGCUACGGUCGUGGCGUCUGUCGUCGACAAGGAUAGUUUUUCAGGGUUUGCUCCGCUUCAGCCGCAGACGUGUGGCCCCCCACCCAGACCAAAGACACCAGAAAUCCUCCGGGCCCUGGAAGGGGAGCCUCACCGUGUGCUGUUCGAGUUCACGCCCGAGACCGCAGAUGAGCUGCAGGUCCUGCCGGGAAACAUUGUCUUUGUCCUGAGGAAGGGGAAGGACAACUGGGCCACUGUUAUGUUCAACGGGAAGAAAGGGAUUGUCCCCUAUAACUACCUUGAGGCCGUGGAGCUGCAGAACCAGCCGCAAGUCCGGGAGGAAUCGCCUGCUGAGUUGGACAUCCCUGCCCCACCCAGUUCCACCGCUCCGGAAAAGCCCAGGUCUCCAGCACCAGCUCACGGUCCUGGUACUUCUGGAAAACAGCAGCAAGAAGCUGCAAAGGAUGUAGGAUCAGCUACCUCAAGCCCAUAUGUUCUCAAGGUGCAUUACAAGUAUACAGUAGCAAUACCAGUCCGGCUUGGAAUCACCUACAGCGAACUCCUGGACAUGGUGUGCAAGAAACUGGAGCUCUCACCAGAGCAUACAAAACUGAGGUACCGGCCUGCAGAGAGCGAGCAGCUGGUAACUCUGAGCGAGGACAGCAUGAAGACAGCAUGGAGUCACGCUAAGGACUAUUACCUGACACUGUGGUGCGACGUCACAGAGGGAGACAAAGAUUUACCCAGAAGAGAAGAUGGCCAAGCUGAGGAGGGUACCCAGAAGACACCACCACAACAGCUGGAAGCAAAUCACGUGGUAGCUCGAUACAGUUAUGAAGCCAUCCAGCCUGAGGACCUGGAGUUCCAGGCAGGAGAUGUGAUACUUGUUUUAUCCAAAGUGAAUGAAGAGUGGUUGGAAGGCCAGUGCAAGGGGAAGGUGGGUAUUUUCCCCCGAGCUUUUGUUCAAAAAAGUGAUGUCGAAAACCCUGAAAUCUAAUUCCACAGAAGCCUGAGGACGCCAGGACAUGCAACAGUAGUGUUUAAGAUGUCUCCUCUCGUUAACCACUGUAUACAGAAAUGUGACCCUCAUGUGUAAGAAAAGCCUUACUUUUGUUUCACCUUUUGGUUUGCCCCAGCUCUUAUUUAAACAUGUCCCAGUUAGCACCUUGUUUAUGAACCAUCUCCCAGCACGGAGACUAGCCACUCAGACCUGCCUGAACUCUUGUGCUCUUAGACCACUUGAGAAGCAGCAGCUCUCCCCACAUCUAUUCUGCCUCUGGCAAGAAUCAGGAAACCACUUCUCAAAGAGAGCACUACUCUUCUAUUUAUGGCACUGCCAGCAAGAAUGGAACAGGAGCUGGCGGUCAGGUGCGAAGGAUCCGGACAGGUUAAUCCUGCCACAUCAUUAGUCACCUGUCAGCAUCCAUAACUCUACCACUCCCGUUCCUCCUUCCAAAAUUACUGUCUUUUUUCUGCUCCAUCAUUCAAUAAAAUGGUUCUUCUUUCA
Molecule: messenger RNA, 2424 nt
Organism: Gopherus flavomarginatus (Mexican gopher tortoise)
Lineage: Eukaryota; Metazoa; Chordata; Testudines; Testudinidae
Gene: NCF2
Product: neutrophil cytosolic factor 2
Exons: 15
Coding region: 337-1914 (525 amino acids)
Biological process (GO): superoxide anion generation; phagocytosis; respiratory burst
Cellular component (GO): NADPH oxidase complex
Molecular function (GO): superoxide-generating NADPH oxidase activator activity; protein binding
Source: RefSeq, a predicted model, not a curated record